Molecule: messenger RNA, 884 nt
Organism: Colletotrichum destructivum
Lineage: Eukaryota; Fungi; Ascomycota; Sordariomycetes; Glomerellales; Glomerellaceae
Exons: 1
Coding region: 148-318 (56 amino acids)
Source: RefSeq, a predicted model, not a curated record
GGGACCCCUCUUUUCGGUCUCUUUGCUCCCCGACCGUCUUUGCAUUCCGUGAUGUUGCCCUUCGGGCCUUCGGGAGGGGAGAGUCCUUACCCACUCUUGUGUUAAGGACGAGUUUGGGCGGCUCUCGUACUACAGGAGACUGAGGGGAUGCUCGUCUGGGGGAACCGUUGCAUCGGACUUCUGCGUCUAAGCUCCCCAGACACUGGGGAACCCCCCACCCCACCCGCCGGUCGACAACACGCAGGAAGCCUGCGGUUGUGGUCGCUCGUCGACGGGGGGAGAAGUCACACCGGCGAAGAGGGUGGUGCCGGAGGGUGAGUAGAUCAAACGGGGAAAAUUCCUCGCUAUCGUCUGCGACCGCCACAUCCCCCCUCCCCCUUCCCUCCGGGCCCGGAGUCCCGAUCUCUCAAGAGCCCUCGCCGCUUCCGACGUCCAUCGGCGCAGCUUCCGGACCCGGAAGGAACCACCCCCGAUCCGACGAGGCACGUCCCCGUCGGAGGGAAGGAGGAGAAGAGGCCUCCUCAGGCCUCCUCGCCCGCAUCCCUUCUCCCAAAGCAACGGCAUAACUCCCCGACUCACCCGGACACGGCUUCCCUUCCCUCCGCCUCCGCCUCCGCUGUGUCGGAAAACCUCGGUCUCACAACACUCGCCCAGGCGUCCCCCGGCGAUCGAGUGCCCGGAUCCGCCUCGCGUCAGACGGUUCCCUUGGCCACACCCCGACCGAAAGAGCCCACCACCACCUCGCGCACACACACACACACACACACACACACACACACACACACACACACACACACACACACACAUUACAGCGUCCUCCCCCAUCUUGCCCUCCCUGACCAUACAUCCUCACGGUCCCUCACCGACCCGGACCGGACUACCUC